AUGUCCUCUACACGCCACAUCUUUACAUCUCGCUCUAUCGAAACUCACACCCACAAAGACAAGCCAUCCAAAACUGCUUCAAAACAACAAACUAUUCUGCACAGCCACAAGCGAACUAUGUCGAAUCAUGCCUGGAGUUUGAGAGACGGAGAUGGGCAAUCACGCGAAGAUCAGGUCCAUGCUGCCAUCCGUGAAGUAAGGCGCAUUGCUGAUUGGCGCUCGUCUAACCCAGAUACCUUGGACCAACGCCUACACUUGGCCAGAACUGCAAUCAGCACACUCAAUUCCACGGGGUUGACUUGGAUCCACAGUGACUCGAGAGAUCGCAUCUUUGUUAUUAGCACGCUGCAGAAACUCGCAUAUCACGAAGCUGAUGCUGAAGGAGUUGCAGACAUAGCGGACUGGUGUAUGAGCCAGUGGCUACAACUAUUACAGAGAGAUGGAGAAAGCCUUAGCGUACUCAGAGGGUUGGGCCAGGCUUGGUUAGCUCGAUCCCAGAGCAUUCUGGCACGAAUACACUGUCAAGAGGGGAGCAUAUCCAGUGGUAGCAGUGGCCGGCCACGCAGCCAAGGUGAAGUGCCCCCGUACACUUCCACCGAGGAUGCAAGAGAUGCUGAGCGCGCAGCAGCAGAAGCGGAUACGAGGGCACAUACAGCAGAUUAUGUGGAGGCCAGAACAAUGCUCAUACCAGCAGUUGACUAUUUCUCAAGGGCAAUCGAGGUUGCUGACAGGGAUGGAGGUCUUGACGGGGAUCUUUUGUCAGAGGCUGCGGAAGCGACCAUGAGUCUUGGCAAUGUCUCCUACUCACAUUCCAACGAACAGCAGUUCCACAGAGCGCGGACCGUGUUCGAUCAAAUACAAAUCUGCAACCAGUAUGUGUGCUAUGUACCUGCGUCCCACGCUUUAGACCACGAUAUUGAUGACUUCCACGCAGUGUUAGAGGCACGCCUAGAACAAGCCGCUUCUUUGAAGAAGGUUGGUCUUGCCAACAAAAUCCCAUCCCGGGAGCAUCAAACUGACAUCUUACAGGUGGUUGAUGCCAUCAAGGAUCUGGUUCAGGACUGCAAUUUCGACUGCAAUGACUCCGGCGUGGCCCUCCAGGCGAUGGACAACUCACACGUCGCCUUGGUGUCCAUGAUGCUCAAGGCCGAGAUGUUCUCACCCUUCCGCUGCGAUCGAAAUAUUGCCCUUGGCAUCAACUUGACCUCUCUGACGAAAGUACUACGUGCAGCUCAGAAUGAGGAUAUUCUCACACUCAAGGCAGAAGAUGCUCCUGAUGUGGUCAAUCUGGUCUUUGAAAGUGCCGAGUCGGACAGAAUCAGUGAAUAUGAUAUCAAGUUGAUGGACAUUGAUCAAGAGCAUCUGGGUAUUCCAGACACAGAAUACGCUGCCACCAUUGAGAUGCCUAGUGCAGAAUUCCAGCGCAUCUGCCGAGAUUUGAUUUUGAUGUCUGAAUCUGUAUCCAUCGAGGCCAACAAGGAUGGUGUCCGCUUCGCAUGUCAAGGUGACAUUGGUAGCGGAAGCGUCACUGUUCGGUCACAUACCAAUGUUGAGAAGGAGGACCUGAGCGUGAACAUCAACCUAUCGGAGCCCGUGUCACUCACAUUCUCUCUCAAAUACCUGGUCAACUUCUGCAAAGCCAGCGGUCUUUCAAACCGUGUCAAGCUCUGCCUGUCAUCGGAGGUGCCGUUAUUGGUGGAAUACAGUCUCGCGAGCAGCAGCUUCUUGCGGUUCUACUUGGCUCCUAAGGUCGUUUACGGAUAUGUCGGCAAUAAGAUGGUAACGACCACCCUGCAGGCCCUGGGGUGUGAUGUUGCGGCCAUAAAUACUGUCAAUUUCAGCAACCACACUGGUUAUCGACAAGUUAAAGGGCGACGAACACCGGCAUCUGAAAUCCGCGAGCUCUACGAUGGCUUACGGCAAUCCUACCUGACGGACUUUGACAUGCUGGUUUCGGGCUACGCACCUAGUGCAGACGUUGUCGAUGUCGUUGGCUUUAUUGCGCGCGACCUACGGUACCGCUCGACGGUGAAGCCAGGAGGAUUCUUCUGGAUUCUUGAUCCUGUCAUGGGCGACCAGGGGCGGCUCUAUGUCGCCGAGGAGAUUGUCCCUUCUUAUAAACAGCUCGUACGUGAAGCAGAUCUCAUUCUACCGAACCAAUUCGAGGCCGAGCUACUCAGCGGCGUCAGCAUCAGUAGUCUCAGCGGCGUCGCAAAUGCAGUAAGGACGAUGCACAAGACGUUCGGUACGCGGCACAUCGUUGUUACGAGCGUGGGUGUUGGGGAGGGCAAAUCAGAACUCUUGACUGUGGUAGGCAGCACGAAGAAGUCUGAUGGCAGUGCACGGCUCUUCAAGGUUGAGGUUCCCAAGCUGGACUGCUUCUUCAGUGGCACAGGUGACAUGUUUGCUGGGUUGAUGGCGGCCCGGUUGAGGGAGGCAUGCGCACAUGCCGAUCUGCUUGCGAGGGCUGGGUGGGCGCCCGACGACGAUGUCGAGUCCGUCGACCUGCCUUUGGCAAAGGCAACGGAAAAGGUUCUCAGCAGCAUGCAGAUCGUACUGGAGAAAACCCUCGCUGCCAGGGACGCAGAGAUGCAAUCCUUUGGAACCAGUCCGGGUGCCAGCGUGGGUGGUGUGGAAGGUGAAGAUGGCGGAGAUAGUGAAGGCAAGAGGAAGUAUCUUGCCCAAACUAAAGCUGCAGAGGUGAGAGUUGUUAGGCACGCGAAGGAUCUGUUGAACCCUGAAGAUAGAUACAAGGCGGAAGCACUGGAAUAG
Molecule: messenger RNA, 2772 nt
Organism: Exophiala bonariae
Lineage: Eukaryota; Fungi; Ascomycota; Eurotiomycetes; Chaetothyriales; Herpotrichiellaceae
Exons: 8
Coding region: 1-2772 (923 amino acids)
Biological process (GO): leading strand elongation; pyridoxal 5'-phosphate salvage; mismatch repair
Cellular component (GO): PCNA complex
Molecular function (GO): DNA binding; pyridoxal kinase activity; DNA polymerase processivity factor activity
Source: RefSeq, a predicted model, not a curated record